AUGGAUCAAUAUGGUGGUGGAGCAAAUCCUUUCGGUAAUCCCGCUGGUGUAGGCGGCGGUGGUGGUUAUGAACAGCAGCAGCCAACAUUUGGAGAUUAUGGUGGAGGCUAUGAUCAAAGUAGUGGUGGUUAUGGUCAAGAUGCUGCAGGUUAUGGAGGAGCAGGAAUAGCUAUACCCCAGCAACCGUUUGGAGUGGCUGCCAGACCAAGAGUUGAUAUUGAGGCCGAAGGGGAAGUUGAUCCAAAUCUUUAUCCUGAACCCAAGGAGGCUACCAAUAAAAUACGCAGCCAUGCCGAUGUUGUGGAAAUGCUGUUUGGCCCCACAGAACAUGAAUUGAUACCAGUGAAAAGUUUUUACUUUUUCUUCUAUGCUGCAUUUGGUUCUCUUUUCCCUUUGAUGGGUGUCUAUUUUAAACAAAUGGGCAUGAAUCCGGGACAGUGUGGUAUAUUAAUUGGUAUGCGUCCAUUUGUGGAGUUUUUGUCGGCACCAUUUUGGGGUUCUUAUGCAGAUAGAUGCCGCCAAGGAAAAAAGUUGCUGCUAGGCUCAUUGGCCUGUUGGAUUUUGUUUACCAUCCCCUUGAGUUUUAUUAAACCCGAACCGGUCAAAUGUAUAGAACGUAACGCCACCGGUUUUGUAUUGACCUAUACACGUUCGAAACGUGAUUUGUCAGCAUUUAAUAUGGCCGAAUUGCAAAGUGACAGUGUUGAAACAUUCGAUAAUGAAUCGGCCAUAGAGGCAGCUCUUACCAAACCAAUGUCAGAUGAGUUGGAAGAAGAAACACAUUCAAGACGCAAACGUUCAAUAUUUCCCCGAAUUGAUGCUGGCAUUUCACCCGUCCAUAUACGUUUUGUAAGCAACUAUGAUGCCAAGGAGCAUAAUGACUAUGUAACACCGAUUUUCUCUAGCAUGGUUUAUAGGACACCGGAUAUUCAAAAAGCUUUCUUCCUCCUGCUGCUGGUUAUUUUAAUUGGCGAAUUCUUUAGUGCUCCUGCCAUUACACUCGCCGAUUCUGCCGUUAUUACCCUGCUCGGCGAGGAUUCCGAUAAGUAUGGCCAUCAACGUAUGUUCGGCUCAUUGGGCUGGGGUAUUUCCAUGUUCAUUGUCGGUAUUGUUUUGGAUCAUUCUACAUCCUUUUCACAUCAUCCCUGCGGUGCCGGACACAUGGAAAAGAACUACAAUGUUUGUUUCGCGAUUUUCACCGUACUCAUGACUUGUGCCAUUAUAUCCGCCACAAAGAUUACAUUUAAAUAUGAUCCCAUAGAAUUGGAACCUCAGGUGCAGCAGGAUGUUAUUGAUCCCAAUAAAAAGGCAGAAGAAGAAUCGAUGAAUCAAUUGGCUGCCCAAUUGAAUUUGCCCUCUCUGGCAGUAGGUGGUGGUAGCAGUGGUGUAACAACGGGGACUACGGCAGCUGGACCCACACCAUCAAUGGGUGCCGAAUCGAAAAUAUUUGCCCAAACUAACAAAGAAAUGCCUGAAUGGAUGACUGUGCUGACCCACAUUAAAGAUUUGAAGACAGCCUCAUUCCUGUUUGUGGCCUGGUUUAUGGGUUUCGGUAUUGGUUUGAUAUUCACUUUCCUGUUUUGGCAUCUGCAGGAUUUCGGCGGUUCACCAACUUUGUUCGGUGUGGCUUCGGUUAUUAAUCACGUAUCGGAAAUAUUUGCCUAUUUCUUUAGUUUCCGUUUGAUAACACAAAUUGGCCAUGUGAAGGUGUUGUGUUUGGGCCUGAUGGGUAAUGUUAUACGUUUCCUGUAUAUUUCGUAUAUUUCAAAUCCCUGGAUGGUAUUGCCGUUCGAACUGAUGCAAGGUAUUACUCAUGCUGCUGUGUGGGCUGCCUCCUGUUCAUAUAUUGCCCAUAAUACCCCAAAACAUUUGAGGGGAUCAUCACAGGGUGUCUUGCAGGGUAUACAUCAUGGACUGGGGCGUGGUUGUGGUGCCAUCAUUGGCGGUAUGUUUGUGACGUAUUAUGGUACUACGGCCACAUUCCGUUGGUAUGGUAUUUGUUGUCUGUUUGUACUGGGAUUCUUUAUAUUCGUGAAUUUCUAUCGCAAAGAAGAAGGUUUUAUUUCGGAAAUUCCAGCAACUGAGGAUCCGCGUCAGGUGGCUGAGGAAACUUCCCAUUUGGCUCCACAUGGUGUACCCAGCAAUCCCAUACCGCGUGCUUUAUCCAAUACCCGUCUCAACGAAAUGAAUCCCAAUGGCACUGCCUAUGGCACGUAUCAGACCACUGGCGGCAACUUGGAUAUUCCCGGUGGUAACCCAUUUGGCACACAAUAAGGCCAUUAAAUCAACAUCAUCAUCAUCAGCUGCAUCACAUCAUUACCCAUCCAAUUUAUUAUUUAAUUCUAUUUAUCAGUUGGCUUUGUUUUUCUAGAUAAUGUUUAU
Messenger RNA from Musca vetustissima, 2382 nucleotides. RefSeq names its product major facilitator superfamily domain-containing protein 6 (gene jef). The record is from RefSeq and is a predicted model, not a curated record. The coding region runs from base 1 to 2274 and encodes 757 amino acids. NCBI's taxonomy places the organism in Eukaryota, Metazoa, Arthropoda, Insecta, Diptera, Muscidae. The transcript has 7 exons. Gene Ontology annotation, cellular component: membrane. Gene Ontology annotation, molecular function: transmembrane transporter activity.